Umbelopsis ramanniana AG is the source of this 1295-nucleotide messenger RNA. RefSeq lists its product as uncharacterized. Bases 68 to 1177 code for a protein of 369 amino acids. Gene Ontology annotation, biological process: mitotic sister chromatid segregation; cell division. Lineage: Eukaryota; Fungi; Mucoromycota; Umbelopsidomycetes; Umbelopsidales; Umbelopsidaceae. Gene Ontology annotation, cellular component: MIS12/MIND type complex. The transcript has 7 exons. The record is from RefSeq and is a predicted model, not a curated record.
UACGGUGAGAAUGCUUCUCAAUCCAGAAGCAUCUUCACGAAGCUAUAAACAUACCUGGUGAGACACCAUGAAAGAGCAGGGAUAUCCUGACGAAAUAGACGAUGAAGGCUUUACGUAUCGGAAAAGCAAAAAAUUCAUGGUGGUCCCCGAACCAAUGCCAACACCAGUCCGAAAAUCCGUUUUUACCUCUAUCACACCCACUGCCUUGAAAGACAUUGAGCAGGCUGUUGCCAGAGCCAAAAAGCAAGCAGCACAUACAGCUCAGGAUUAUGUCGUCCCACUAAAUGACCGUGUUUCGACCAUACAUAGGCGCAGUGGUCGGAAAUCUAGCUGGAUGCCCUCUAACAUGAGAACAUCGUCAUUCGCCAGCAAUUCAUUUCUAGAUCAACCGCCACCCAAUGUCAAGCCGAGUGACUAUUACCUGUAUACACCGUCGAGAGUUCCUGAUCCCCUUCGCAUGCGCCAAGUGUUGGCAUGGUGUGCUCGGAAUGUGACAGACAAACAAUGGAAGCUGGGAAGAGAAGGCGUUAUAGACAGCAAGGCAGCUACGGCGGCAUCACAUAUUCAAGAUACCCUCAUCAAAAGUUUAUUGAACGGUCAGAUCAACACGUCAUGGUAUCAUCGACCGCUUGCGCGGCGAGAGAAUGAAACCGACCGAUCGGCAUCGCCCAAUCCAGUCAAUGUAAAAAAUGCGAAAAUUUUGCAAAAGUGGUCAUCCAUUAUAGAGAAUUUUGACGCAGAAGAUAGGGUGUGGAAUCAGACAGCCGCCAAGUACAGUGCCAUGCAUGCGAAGGCUCUGGAUACGUACACGAACAUUGAGGACGACAGCCAAAUCUCCGCCAAAUGGCAUACAUCAUGGUUAGAGGCGCUCUCGCCUAUAGAACAGCAGUUUCUCAAUCAUCACUGCUUUAAUGAUGAGGGUGUUCAGGUACUGGAUUUGAUAGAUCGUGCUGUUGAAGACCUACAGGCAAAGGUCGACUUGAUUGAACACGCAACUAGUAAUGCAAUGGCGCACAUGAAGAACACUGACCACACCGCCCAUGAUAUCUUGAAAACGCUCUCAUUUGCCCUCAAUCGAAAAUUAAACGCCCCUCACAACCGAGACCACGCGCCGGAUGGCAAGCCUCUAUCCCCAGAUCCAAGCCUAUUGUUGCGAAUGAUCAGUAGCAAAAAGUAGAUGCUGGUGUUGUACCGACUAACGCAGCAUAACAAUUUUGUGAAAUACCCCCAGUAUUUUUACAGCUGUAAAUAAUAACCUUUGAAAUAUUGCACAACGUGAACUCAGUCACCGUUUU